AGCGAUGGACGCGUCUCACAUGUAAACAGACCAGCUCGUUGGAGGGCAGAUAUGAGGCUUCUAUCGAGGGCAGUGCAGUCUGCUGUGGGUCAGAGGGAGUGGAGCCGCAGACACUUCUGGGGCUGGCUCAAUGCGGUCUUCAACAAGGUGGACUACGAAAGGAUCAAAGCUGUUGGUCCGGACCGAGCCGCAGCGGAGUGGCUGCUGAGAUGUGGCGCCAAAGUGAGGUUUCAAGGUUUCGAUCGCUGGCAACACGACUACAACGGACUGCCAACUGGGCCUCUGGGCAGAUACAAGAUCCAGGCGAUAGACGCCACUGAAUCCUGCAUCAUGUACAGAGGGUUUGACCACCUGGAUGGUUUGAAACACGUGGAGGAAAUAAAGUUCAACAAGUGCAUCUACAUCGAGGACACCUGCCUAGAGAGGCUGAGCUCGGUAGAGAAUCUGCAGGAGAGUUUGCACAUGAUGGAGGUGGUCUCGUGUGGAAAUGUGACCGACAAGGGCCUCGUCGCCCUGCACAAACUCCGGAAUCUGGAGCGUCUGUUUCUCAGCGAUCUUCCGGGGAUCAAAGACAGACAGACGACAGUUGACAGACUACAGACGGCACUCCCACGUCUGGACCUAUCACUUGACCUGGACUGAGUCCCCCCGUUAGUCAUAAUCGUAAAAUAUGGACACCUUUUUCAAAGGGCCGAGGGUCUGGAGGGCUUGUAUUGUCCAGCAUGUGUUUAUUUCAUGAAUCAUUAAGUCGUUCAGCUUGAGAUAAUCAAGCUUUACUGAAGGAAGAGUCCGGCAAAUAGGAAAGUUAAAGCACUUUAUAUUGUUGACAGCAGUUUUUCUCUAACUUGAACUAUUCUUUAGUUUAUUAUAUUUUCAACAUUCAAGGUAUUAAAGUUACUUCGUAUGUGGGUUCAAAGAGAAACUAUUUGUGAAAAUGCAAAGGACUGAGCCUUUUAAAACAUUUCUCUUUAGAUUAAUUUGGCAUUUAUACAAUAUCUGAGGACAGACAGAUGGCUGUGAACACCAUUAGCACCAAAGUUCCAGAGGUAAGAGUACAAUGUGUGUAUUGUUACCGAGUUAUGCUAGUAAAUGUGGUUAAAGGAAUAUUCACUCCUGACGUCAAUAAAUAGUUUCCAAAAUG
Molecule: messenger RNA, 1141 nt
Organism: Anarrhichthys ocellatus (wolf-eel)
Lineage: Eukaryota; Metazoa; Chordata; Actinopteri; Perciformes; Anarhichadidae
Gene: dmac2l
Product: distal membrane arm assembly component 2 like
Exons: 5
Coding region: 52-642 (196 amino acids)
Source: RefSeq, a predicted model, not a curated record